AUGGCCAGCGUUCAAUCUUGUUACACAAUUUUCCCUUCUGAACCCACCCCCAACACAAAAUUCUACUCCUUGUGCGAACAAAUAAAGCUUCGCACCCACGCUCCUCUUCUUUUUGUGUACAAACCAGACCACCAUCCCAAUGGAUCAACCUUUGUUAACACCCUCAAGCAUUCUCUGAGCCAAGCCUUGGUUUUGUAUUACCCACUUGCGGGUAGGUUGAGUUGGAUCGAAGGAGAAAGAUGGGAACUUAAUUGCAAUGCCAAGGGAGCACAAAUCAUAGAAGCCAAUUGCAAAGAAGUGAAUUUGGACGAUUUGGGUGAUUUCGUGCCUACCCAUUUGGUGUCACAACUCAUACCCAACAUUGAUUAUAAUGUCCCCAUUGAGGAGGUGCCACUUCUAGUUGCACAACUAACAAGGUUCCCUUGUGGUGGUGUCACCAUUGGGGUGGCUUUGUGUCGCGCUUCAAUAGAUGGAACCGCAACCAUGAGGUUCAUGAGCACGUGGGCAAAGUUGGCUAGAGGGGAGCAUUUGGAGUACCACAGAGAAAUGCCAUGCCAUGAUCGAACUAUGCUAAAUUCGCAUAAGCUUAAUUCUGUGUUGCAUGACCAUUCAGAGUUCUACACACCGCCUCUUUGGUUAGGUGCCUUGGAAAACACUGAGGUAGUGGUUGCGAUAGUGAAACUCACGGAAGAACAAGUCAAGAAACUUAAAAACAAGGCACGAUAUGUGGGAAAUACAAACACAAAACCUUAUUCAACUUUUGAGGUUACUGCGGGUUACUUGUGGAGGUGUGUGAGCAAAGCACGUUAUGUGGAAAAUUGUGACCAACCUACGAGGGUGUCCACUUUGGUUAACUGUAGGAACCGGUUAAGGCCACCCCUUCCAAGUGCUUAUGCAGGAAAUGUAGCAUUUCCUACCGUAACACCAACAUCUUCCUUUGGUGAACUUAUGCAUAGGCCUUUGAGUUAUGCGGCAGGAAAUGUUAGGAAAGCGCUUGAAAGAGUGAAUGGGGAGUAUGUGGGGUCAGCACUUAAUCACAUAGAAAAGGAGAAGGACAUAAACUUGUUAAGGUACAAUUUUCAUUACCCUGCUCCAAGUGUGCAUAAGGGAACCUUUAAAGGGAACCCAAACCUUUUUGUGGUUAGUUGGAUGAAUUUCUCGUUUAAGGAAGCGGAUUUUGGAUGGGGAAAGCCUAUGUAUUUUGGCCCCGGGUACAUGGAUUCUGAAGGGAAAGCAUUUGUUAUGAAUAAUGCUAGUGGCAAUGGCCUCGUUGUGGCGAUUUCUUUAGAGGCGUCUCACAUGGAUGCUUUCAAGAAAUAUUUUUAUGGUGAUAUUGAAGAGGUAAUUCCCAUUUGCAAACUGUGA
Abrus precatorius (Indian licorice) is the source of this 1365-nucleotide messenger RNA. Its product is annotated as spermidine hydroxycinnamoyl transferase-like. Gene Ontology annotation, molecular function: acyltransferase activity, transferring groups other than amino-acyl groups. Bases 1 to 1365 code for a protein of 454 amino acids. The transcript has a single exon. Lineage: Eukaryota; Viridiplantae; Streptophyta; Magnoliopsida; Fabales; Fabaceae. The record is from RefSeq and is a predicted model, not a curated record.